Messenger RNA from Penicillium oxalicum, 123 nucleotides. RefSeq lists its product as uncharacterized. Lineage: Eukaryota; Fungi; Ascomycota; Eurotiomycetes; Eurotiales; Aspergillaceae. Bases 1 to 123 code for a protein of 40 amino acids. The transcript has a single exon. The record is from RefSeq and is a predicted model, not a curated record.
AUGGAUGGAAUCGGUGAAGCUGUAUUUGAAGACAAAAUGUCGGACAUUCAGAAAAGUGUCUUGAAAUCAGAACAUGUCUAUGAUGCAAAGGUAGUGUAUUUCAUGAGCCGUGACUGGAUCUGA